UACACUUGGAGAGCGGCCAUGGACCAGAAAAUAGGGAGAAAAGCCGGUGGUGCGUUGCGUAGCUGUAUUGUAGGCGAACGUUACGAAUGGAAUUACAGCGCGACGUGCCGGAAUUGUCACGUCGCGCCGAGCUGUGAAGCAACGACGUUCCUUGUGGUUGGAAAGCACGCUUGUUUUGCUGGUAGUGAAAGUAGUAGCGAUUCGCCCUACCCGAAAACAAGCCCGUGCUCUGCGAGGGAAACUUCGAGGGGCAUGGUGGUGACUUCGGAGAACCCGAAAGGGGCGUCGGCCUCUUCGAGCAACGACGAAGGCGGCAGCACGAGCGGCCAGCAGGAUGGCAGCUUUGAGUGCAACAUAUGCCUAGACACGGCCAAGGAUGCCGUAGUCAGUCUCUGUGGCCACCUGUUCUGGUAA
Messenger RNA from Rhipicephalus microplus (southern cattle tick), 414 nucleotides. RefSeq lists its product as uncharacterized. Gene Ontology annotation, molecular function: RNA-DNA hybrid ribonuclease activity; nucleic acid binding. NCBI's taxonomy places the organism in Eukaryota, Metazoa, Arthropoda, Arachnida, Ixodida, Ixodidae. The record is from RefSeq and is a predicted model, not a curated record.